UACCGAGCACUUUCUUCGUCUGUAAUAGGAUUUAUAGUCCAUUCUUGUGUUGAUGUGAUUGUGAGUGGCACAAAAGAAAGCCACAUAAUGGAAAAAUUCAAAUCGAAAGGAUGCUAUGCACUACUAAUGACCUUCGCCUUGAUAGCAGUCGGCAGUGCCUCGUUCAUCAAUCCCUAUGAGCAAUUCAUGAAACGUGGAAUGUACUCAGCUGAACCGCGCUUCAAAGGAAAUAAUGGCGAUCCUUUGUUGAUCACGCCUUAUCUGGAAGCUGGGAAGAUCAAGGAAGCCCAAACGGCAGCUCGAGUUAACCACAGCCGAAUCGUAGGUUUCGAAAGCUACACAGGAUUCUUCACCGUCGAUAAACGAUACAAUUCCAACCUGUUCUUCUGGUAUUUCCCAGCGAAGAACAACUCAGCCAACGCACCCGUGCUUCUCUGGCUGCAAGGAGGACCUGGGGCAUCGUCUUUGUUCGGUCUGUUCGAGGAGAAUGGUCCCUUCUUCAUAUCAAAGAAUCUGAAAGCCGUUCCACGACAGUACUCCUGGCACGUCAAUCACAAUUUGAUCUACAUUGAUAACCCCGUCGGGACAGGGUUCAGUUUCACAGAUAGCGACGAUGGGUAUGCGCGCAACCAAACUCAAGUGGGCGAGAAUUUGUACGAGGCGUUGAUCCAGUUCUUCCAGCUGUUUCCGGAGCUGCAGAAGAAUCCAUUCUACGCGAGUGGCGAAUCGUACGCAGGGAAGUAUGUUCCGGCCAUUGGUCACACCAUUCACAAGAAGAAUCCCAGUGCGAAGAUCAAGAUAAACCUGCAGGGAAUGGCCAUCGGUAAUGGGUACAGCGAUCCGCUGAAUCAACUCGACUACGGAGACUACUUGUAUCAGCUGGGAUUGAUCGAUAUCAAUGCGAAGGAGAAGUUCGAUGAAGAUGAGGCGGCUGCGGCGGAGUGUGUCAAGAAGAACGAUUAUCAGUGCGCUUUCAAGAUUAUGGACGAGUUGUUGAAUGGGGACGAUGUAGGUGCUUCGUACUUCAAGAAUAUCUCCGGGUUCAACACGUACUACAACUACCUACACACGGCGGAAGACCCAACGGAUCAGUACUAUCUGAUAGGAUUCCUGCAACUUCCGGAAACUAGACGGGCGAUCCAUGUGGGAGAUUUGCCGUUCCAUGACUUGGACAGCGAGAACAAGGUGGGAAAGUACUUGCAGCAUGACAUCCUGGACUCGGUGGCCCCGUGGAUUGUAGAGCUCCUCUCCCACUACCGGAUGAUGAUCUACAACGGCCAGUUGGAUAUCAUUUGUGCCUAUCCGAUGAUGGUGAACUAUUUGAAAAAUCUGACCUUCGAUGGAGCAGAUCAGUACAGAACUGCCAAACGGUACAUGUUCAGCGUGGACGGUGAGAUUGCUGGGUACUACAAGUUGGUUAACAAUCUGUUGGAGGUGCUUAUCCGAGACGCUGGCCACAUGGUUCCCCGGGAUCAACCCAAGUGGGCGUACGUUAUGAUUAAUACGUUUACGACUGCCACGAAUUUUAUGCUAGAUGAUUGAAAAAUAUAAAA
Messenger RNA from Ochlerotatus camptorhynchus, 1553 nucleotides. Its product is annotated as vitellogenic carboxypeptidase-like. Gene Ontology annotation, biological process: proteolysis. The coding region runs from base 88 to 1542 and encodes 484 amino acids. Gene Ontology annotation, molecular function: serine-type carboxypeptidase activity. NCBI's taxonomy places the organism in Eukaryota, Metazoa, Arthropoda, Insecta, Diptera, Culicidae. The record is from RefSeq and is a predicted model, not a curated record. The transcript has a single exon.